Messenger RNA from Centropristis striata (black sea bass), 2728 nucleotides. It is a transcript of the gene slc25a1b, whose product is annotated as slc25a1 solute carrier family 25 member 1b. Lineage: Eukaryota; Metazoa; Chordata; Actinopteri; Perciformes; Serranidae. The record is from RefSeq and is a predicted model, not a curated record. The transcript has 9 exons. Gene Ontology annotation, biological process: mitochondrial citrate transmembrane transport. The coding region runs from base 361 to 1314 and encodes 317 amino acids.
GAUCUCUCCGGUCCUCCUUAAAUGUUUGUGACAAACAUGGCGUUUUUCCGUGCCGGGGGGAAAGUGUCGUGUCCUGCCCCGCCCUGAAUGAACACUGACUCGACGGCGCUAUCAGCCUGUGAGUGCCACGGGGGGAACUCCACUGUGUAAAAGUACACAGACAUUAUCAAGUCCGGAUCUGCACCAAAAGUCCAAUGGUCAAUGUUUGCAUCUGGACUGCUGCUGCACAAGGCACCCGCACACACUGCAUGAGGGCUUGAAGACUGCUGCUGCUGCUGCUGCUGGCUGGGUUUGAAGAACCGAGCACGUCCGUAUUGACACUAAAAACAAACUAAAAGUUAGGCCGGUGGUACCGCAGUCAUGUCGGGACAGCCGAGAUUCGUGAACCCGUUUCACAGACCCCAGUGUCUGGCUGCUGCAGCUCCUGCGGGGAAAGCCAAAUUCACGCACCCGGGGAAGGCGAUCCUGGCAGGUGGAAUAGCAGGAGGCAUCGAGAUCUGCAUCACCUUCCCCACAGAGUACGUUAAAACACAGCUGCAGCUGGACGAGAAGGCCAACCCUCCCAAAUACAAAGGCAUCGGAGACUGUGUGAAGCAGACGGUGAACGGUCAUGGGGUCAGAGGUCUCUACAGAGGCCUGAGCUCUCUGCUGUACGGCUCCAUACCUAAAGCUGCUGUCAGGUUCGGGGUGUUUGAGUUCCUCAGUAAUAAGAUGCGUGAUGAGAGCGGACGACUGGACAGUAAACGAGGAUUCCUCUGCGGCCUCGGGGCGGGAGUGGCCGAGGCCGUGGUCGUAGUCUGUCCCAUGGAGACAGUAAAGGUCAAAUUCAUCCACGAUCAGACUUCAGCAAACCCAAAGUACAGAGGAUUCUUCCACGGAGUGAGAGAGAUCAUCAGAACUGAAGGACUGAAGGGGACGUAUCAGGGCCUGACAGCCACCGUGCUGAAACAAGGCUCCAACCAGGCCAUCCGCUUCUACGUCAUGACUUCUCUGAGGAACUGGUACAAAGGCGAUGACCCGAACAAAGCCAUUAACCCUCUGAUCACCGGGCUGUUCGGAGCCGUAGCCGGAGCUGCCAGCGUGUUUGGAAACACUCCUCUGGACGUCAUUAAGACCAGGAUGCAGGGUCUGGAAGCUCACAAGUACAAAAGCACAGUGGACUGUGCCGUCAAGAUAAUGAAGCACGAAGGACCAAAGGCGUUCUACAAAGGUACUGUUCCCCGGCUGGGUCGGGUGUGCAUGGACGUGGCUAUAGUCUUUAUUAUCUACGAGGAAGUUGUGAAAAUCCUUAACGUGGUUUGGAAGACGGAUUGAACUGGACCCUCCCUCCCCUCUCCCCGGUGCUACACAACAGGCAGGAGUGUUAGGACAGGCUGCUCACAUUAUUAACCCGGCUGCGUUCCAGACCCAUCUCCUUAAAAACCCUGCUUUAGGUUCUAAUAUCUACCUCUAAGUGAUUCCAGAGAGAAAGAAAGGGAUUGGUAUGUUCUUGAUUUUAUUUAUAACACAGCUAUGACAAGCGGACGCAUUAUCUGCAUGAAGAAAAAAGCUCCAGAUUGCAGAGUUGCUGCUUAAAUGUGCUGUUUUUUCCUUAAAUUCCAGACGGGGGGAAGUUCCUAAAUAGCUCAGGGAAAGGAACGGGGCAUUUAUUCUGAUCUAAUUGACUAAAGAAUAACCAAUACUCGACCCAAUAUAAUGUGAUUUAGGAGACUGUAGACAUAGAAAUUAUACUUGAAAUGAGAGAUUGAACCAUAGAUCAAACAAGCCCUCUUUUUAUGCAGUUAUUCCCUUUUUUUUGUUUCUACAAGACUUUUCAGAACCAUUAUUUCAUUUAAUAUCUGAUGAAAUAUUUUAUAUUCAGAUGCUGCAGAGGCUACGGUACAGUUCAGAACUAGAUGCCUUAAAUCAAAUCUCUCAGAUUAAUCAAGAUUUUAGGAUGCAUUUUUUGAAUUUUGUUGCAUUUGUUCACAACUUCUUUAGAAAUGCACGUUUCCACUUGAGUUGCAGAGAUGUUUUAAAUCACCUUACUAAACUGAUGCUAUAAAAAAAGUGCCUAUAUAUUCAUUUUGAGAUCUUUUGAGAUUAAGAAUGAUUGAAUGUUGUAUGUACUUUAGUCACUACAGAUGUUUUUAAUAAUAACGUGCCAGAUGUGUCAUUCUCAGCAGUUUUCGGAGUAUUUCUGAAAUGUUCGUGUCUUUUAAAAUUCAUCGUAACUGUUGUAUAAUUUUUGCUUUUUAAAUUUAAAAUUUCCUUUUAUUGCAUAGACUGUUUGAGAAGUGCCAUUAACAGUGCCUUCCAUCUCAUUCCAUGGAGGACCAGUGGUUUAUUAUAGCUUUUAUUGGAGAUUAUGUUUUUAAUUUUUAACAAAAAUAAUUGCCUUUUUCUUUUUACACCAACUGAUGACCCAAUGUGCCAACUGCUGCUUAUAUAUAUAAAUAUACAUGUAAUAUAUAUAUAUAUAUAUAAUGCCAUGUUAUAGACUGAUGUGUAGCUUGUGAGACUGGCAUGUUUACAUACAGUGCUAUUAUUAAUUGUUUUACAAAUGUUUACUUUGAGCUUCAUUUUUCAGCUCCAGCUUACAGACAUGUAGACUUGAUGUCAUGGCUAUUGAAAUUUUUUUUUUGACAUGAAAAAAAAAUUCCAGUAGUGAAAACCAAGAACUGUGCCUUCAGUAUAACUAAUUAUAACAUGGAUUCACACAAAUAAACUUCAGAUCAGACUGUUAAUU